AUGAGAAUAAUAAUAAAGAAUCUUCCACAAUGCACAACGAAAGAAGAUGUUGAAAGAGCAUUCUCAAAACACGGAAAAAUCAGCGACGUAUUCAUGGUGAUGGAUGGUAAUAACAAAUGCAAAGGAACAUGCUUUGUUGGAUAUCUCAAUGAGAGUGAUGGCAUGGAUGCAAUCCGUCAUCAUGACGGAUCGUUCUUCAAUAGACAUAGAAUACAAUGCGAGACAGCAAAGGAGGAUGAGCAGAAAGGAAGUGAGUCAGAUGAAAGAAAGAUCAAGUACUCCAGAAGCAUAUUCAUCAAGAAUGUUCCUGUAGAUGUUGCAGAAGAUUUUGUACGUAAAGAAGCCGAGAUUUAUGGCGAAGUAGAGCGAGUCACAAUAACAGAAAGAAAAGUAGGACGGAGUGCAUGUGUUGUGUUUGUUAAUGGAGAUUCAGCUGUAGAAGCAUAUAAGAAGAUGAAGUUUGUUGGGGGAAUGAAUGCAAAGGUGUCUCCUUGGAAGGAUGCUAAGACCAAUGAUGCACAAGAACACUACAACAUGCUUUUCUUCAAUUUUGAGCAAGUUGUUAAGAAAAUUUGUGAAAAUGAACGUAUUGGAAUCAGAGAUGUUGUUGAUGUGGAUGAUAAGGAUUUGGGUGCAAGGAUGGCACGGAUUGAGACGCAUCUUGUUCAACAGACAAAGGAAUUUCUUGAAAGCAAUGGGAUAUUUCUGAAUGCACUUACUGGUACUACUGAUAAGAAGACAUUGGUUGUGCGUUGUGCUGAGCUAAUGAAGUGCCUGGAGUACAUAAGCGAAGGAUGCAGAGUCUGCAUUUCUCCAUCUAAAUGCUUGGCUCUUUUGAAAUUUGAUAAGGAAGAUGAAGCACUAAAGUGCUAUAGAAAGUUAGGUUUGAGAAGGAUUCGAGAGGCAGUUGUGUAUUGUGAGUAUGCACCCAUUUGUAGAGUACCCGAGAACCAUCUAAAUGUAUGUAAAGAUGAGCAGAUAAGCAAUGCAACAAUAAAUGGAAAUCCAUAUGGUCUGAGGAACAGGAGUAAGCUUGGAAAUAAGCUGUUAAUAAGAAAUGUUCCAUUUCAGGCAACAAAGGAAGACAUACGAAAGAUAUUUAGUGAGUUCCAUGUCAAAGAUGUGCGGAUUCCAAUAAAACGCGAAGGAUCGAGUAGAGGAUUCUGCUUUGUAACGAUGGAAACACCGGAGGAUGUUUCUGGUGCCAUGGAAUAUUUUGGUAGCAGUACGCAUUUGUACGGGAGACGGCUUGUUCUUGAGAGAGCCAAAAUAUAA
Messenger RNA from Ordospora colligata OC4, 1275 nucleotides. Its product is annotated as RNA binding domain-containing protein. Gene Ontology annotation, cellular component: ribonucleoprotein complex. The coding region runs from base 1 to 1275 and encodes 424 amino acids. Gene Ontology annotation, molecular function: RNA binding. The record is from RefSeq and is a predicted model, not a curated record. NCBI's taxonomy places the organism in Eukaryota, Fungi, Microsporidia, Ordosporidae. The transcript has a single exon.